This is a messenger RNA of Eriocheir sinensis (Chinese mitten crab), 1763 nucleotides long. RefSeq names its product probable ATP-dependent RNA helicase DDX47 (gene pths). Bases 52 to 1428 code for a protein of 458 amino acids. The transcript has 10 exons. NCBI's taxonomy places the organism in Eukaryota, Metazoa, Arthropoda, Malacostraca, Decapoda, Varunidae. The record is from RefSeq and is a predicted model, not a curated record. Gene Ontology annotation, molecular function: nucleic acid binding; RNA helicase activity; ATP binding.
ACGGAUGUUGUGACGUCAAGAUCAAGUUCAUCAUCAUAUAAACAAUCCAGCAUGGCGGAGGAGGCGGCUGAGAAAAAGUUAACAUUUAAGGACCUCGGCGUGGUGGAGGAGCUGUGCCUGGCCUGUGAGCGGCUGGGAUGGAAGGAGCCCACGGCCAUCCAGAGGGAGGCCAUCCCCCUGGCCCUGCAAGACAAGGACGUGAUAGGCCUGGCGGAGACUGGCUCGGGCAAGACCGGCGCCUUCGGCCUGCCGCUGCUGCAGGCGCUGAUUGCCCGGCCCCAGCGCCUCUUUGGCCUGGUGCUGACGCCCACCAGGGAGCUGGCCUUCCAGAUCAAGGAGCAGUUUGAGGCCCUGGGUCGCGGUGUGGGCGUGACCUGCGUGGUGAUAGUGGGCGGGAUGGACAUGACGCAGCAGGCCCUGGAGCUGGCCAAACGCCCGCACCUCAUCGUGGCCACGCCGGGCCGACUCGUGGACCAUCUGGAGAAGACCAAGGGGUUCAACAUGAGGGCCCUGAAGUACCUGGUGAUGGACGAGGCUGACCGCAUCCUCAACCUUGACUUCGAGGAGGAGGUAGACAAGAUUCUGAAGGAGCUGCCGAGGGAGAGACGCACCAUGCUGUUCUCUGCCACCAUGACCUCCAAGGUCAACAAGCUACAGAGGGCGCAUUUGAGGGACCCGGUCAAGGUUGAGGUCUCGUCAAAAUACCAAACAGUGUCCAAACUCAAACAGUACAUGCUCUUCGUGCCCUGCAAACACAAGCACAUGUACCUCAUCCACAUUCUGAACGAGAUCGGGAGCCAGUCGGUGAUGGUGUUCUGCUCCACCCAGCUCUCCACGCUGCGCACCGCCCUCAUGCUGCGUAACCUGGGCUUCACCGCCAUCCCCCUCUACGGCAAGAUGAGCCAGAACAAGCGACUCGGUGCCCUAAGCAAGUUUAAGGCUCGGGAACGGUCGAUUUUGCUAGCUACGGAUGUCGCCUCAAGGGGUCUGGACAUUCCCUUGGUGGACUACGUGAUCAACUUUGACGUUCCGAUGCACAGCAAAAACUACAUCCACCGCGUUGGCCGCACCGCCCGGGCCGGCAAGGCAGGCGUGGCCAUCACCCUAGUGUCCCAGUACGAGGUGGAGGUGUACCAGCGGAUCGAGGAGCUGCUCAACACCCGCUUGGAGGUGUACCCCGUCGUGAAGGAGGAGGUGAUGGUGCUGGAGGAGCGAGUGGCGGAGGCCGAGCGCUUUGCCAAGAUCGAAAUGUCCCGGCUGGAUGAGAAGGGAGGAAGGAAGGGAGGGAGGAAGAGGGGGGCUGAUGAUGACGAUGGGGAAGGGAGCAUGGGAGUGAGGAACCGCAUCAACAACAACAAGAACAAGAACAACAACAACAACAACAGCAACAAUAACAGGAAGAAAAAGAAGUUCAAGGGAAGACAAUGAGGAGGAGGAGGAGGAGGAAGAAAGGAAGAAGGAGAAAGAGAGAUGAGAAGAGAGUAUUAAAAGGAGAAAGAAGAGAAGAGGAGAAGAAGGAAGAAAGGAGGAGAGAAGAAGAGGAAGAAAGGAAGGAGAGAGAGAGAUGAGAAGAGAAUAUUAAAAGGAGAAAGAGGAGGAGGAGGAGGAGGAAGGAAAGAAGGAAGGAAGGAAAGGAAUGAGAGAAGAUUGAAAGUAAGGAAGAGAAGAAGAAGAGAGGAGGAGGAGGAGGAGGAGGAAGAAGAAAUGUAAAAAUAACUUGUUUAAAUAAUAAGUAUUUGUCUAAUAAAAAAUUAUAAAUAUUA